Messenger RNA from Arachis stenosperma, 2128 nucleotides. RefSeq lists its product as uncharacterized. NCBI's taxonomy places the organism in Eukaryota, Viridiplantae, Streptophyta, Magnoliopsida, Fabales, Fabaceae. The record is from RefSeq and is a predicted model, not a curated record. The transcript has 6 exons. The coding region runs from base 80 to 1873 and encodes 597 amino acids.
CGUUUAUGUUACUUCUUUCUAUUUCCCACUUCUUCCGCGCCGUUUCACCCUCACCCUCACCGGAAAACCCACUUCCCCGAUGAGGAAAUCACUGAGGUUAUCUUCCAUUGGCCUCGCUGUCAACGACGUUCGGGAACCGCCGGUUAGGAAUUUCAGGACUCGAUUUUCCCUAACAUCUUUCGCCAAGCGUGUUCAGCAACUCACGGAGGAGCAAGUAUCCGCGAUACUGAAGACUGGUUUCGGGAACUUGUUAUCGGUCCCCAAUCAUUCACUUAGCAAAGUGUUGCUAACAGAGUUAAUGGAAACUUGGAACUGCGAGAAGCAAGCUUUUGUGCUUGAUUCAGGUGAAAUUCGUAUGACAUUGUUAGAUGCUGCUCUGAUAUUGGGGCUUCGAGUGUUUGGAAAACCGGUAGUGUUGAGAGAGGAGGAGCCAUUCUCCGAGUUGGAAGAGUUGUAUGGUGCAACAAAGGGGAAGAGGAAGGUGGAAAUGAAGUCCCUUGAAGAGAGGCUUGAUUCGAUUGGGGGAGUUAUGAGUGAUGAGUUUGUGAGGACCUUCUUGCUUUACACAAUUGGGACCUUUCUUUCCUCCAAUGGGAAAGUGGAUUCCCGGUACUUGUUGUUUCUUGAGGAUUUGGAUGAGGUUUGUGAGUUUGCUUGGGGUGCUGCUGUUGUUGAGGAUUUGGCUCAGUGGCUUGACAAGAGGAAAGAAAACAAUGUGCAGUAUGUGGGUGGCUGCCUUAUAUUUCUCCAAAUAUGGUCUUUUGAGCAUUUUGAUAUAGCACGGCCACAGUUGCAAGGUCAUGAUUUGACCUUUCCUCGUGUAUGUCGAUGGGACAAUAGCAAACCUAUUCAAAGGCAAAAGCUUACUUUAAGGUUUAAGGACCUAAACGAUGACCAGGUAAUUUGGACCCUUCAACCUACUUCUAGUGAAUUGCAAUUAGAGAUUAUCAAAGAAGCACUUGGGGUGCUGAGUGACAGCACAGAGCUUGAAAGUGCAGAAAACUCUUUGGCAAGCACGUCAAGCAAUGUUCAUGAAGUAGAUUCAGAGUCACAGCUUAGUAUCUCUAGCAAGGUACAUAGAGAGGAGGAUGAGUAUUAUCCUGAAAACCUGGAAGUGGAGGACAAUCCCAAAAAGUCAAGCACAAGUAACAGAGAAUACACAGAGCAGAAGAUCAAUCUUGCAAAUCUUAUAGUGCUAGACACCCCUCCAAACUUGAGAACUUGUAACACAGAUUAUCGAGAGCAGGAGAUCAAUCUUGAAAACCAGGUAGUGGAGGAUACCCCACCAAAGUUGAACACUUACAAUGGAAAAUAUGAAGAAAUGGAAAUUCUGAUAGUAGAGGACACACCUCCAAAUUUGUGCUGUUCUGGUAAAGUUCAUGGACAAAAAGAGAUGAAUCCUGAAAACCUCAUAGUUGAUGACACACCAAAGUCGAACACUUACAAUGGAAAAUAUGAAGAAAUGGAAAAUCUGAUAGUAGAGGACACACCUCCAAAUUUGAGCUGUUCUAGUAAAGUUCAUGGACAGAAAGAGAUGAAUCCUGAAAACCUCAUAGUUGAUGAUACCCCUACAAGUACAGGCAUUAUUGAUGAAGUAACCAGCGAACAGAAGUUCAAUGAGGGAAAUAGUACCCAAAAGUUGAGCCUUUCUGAGGAUGAAUUAAGAAAGAGAAAUGUCAUGCUAGAAGAGAAAAAUGUUGAAUUGAAGAUGAAAGUAGGCCAAGUAAUGGAGAAAAAUAAACAAUUUGAAGAAGAGAUCACUGAGUUGAAGAAAGAGCUGGAUAGAUUGAGAGAAGAGAACAGAGGGUUAAGGCUCUAUAGUACCUUUGCUGAUGAAGUCGAAAGGCAUCUUUUGGAUUAUGAAACAAAUUGAAUCUGAGCUAUCGUGACCACUACAACUAAAUCUUGUUCCAUUAAGGUUUGAAGGUAUAUAACAGUAAUUUCGCAUAGCAUAGAAUAUUGAGAAGCUCGGUGUAUAUAUUAUUAGUUAGCAAGGUAAAUAAACGGUAUCUAAUUUACAUGUAGUGUAAGUAGGUUUCUUUUUAGAUGCAACCAUGAAUUGUAACUAGGACUAUUUAUGUUCUUGUUGGUUGUAUACUACGUAGUAGAUUGCUCAUGUACUUUUCAA